This is a messenger RNA of Acytostelium subglobosum LB1, 10326 nucleotides long. RefSeq lists its product as hypothetical. The transcript has 6 exons. Gene Ontology annotation, biological process: protein import; protein targeting. The record is from RefSeq and is a predicted model, not a curated record. Gene Ontology annotation, molecular function: protein binding; ATP binding; ABC-type protein transporter activity. The coding region runs from base 1 to 10326 and encodes 3441 amino acids. NCBI's taxonomy places the organism in Eukaryota, Evosea, Eumycetozoa, Acytosteliales, Acytosteliaceae. Gene Ontology annotation, cellular component: membrane.
AUGUGGCCCAAUGCCCAAUUCGACGUCAACGACAGGUUCAUCAAUCAAUUCGCCAACAUCAAGUUGAUGCCUAAUCAGGUUGGUGACAAGUCCGAUACCUUCACGACUCGGACUCUCGUGCAUCAGGCGCACCCUGUCUACAACCGUCUGUGGAAGGAGGCACUCGACAAGUUGUUGACCAUCAGGGACCCUCAAGAGAGUGGCAGUGGCAAUGGAGGUGGUGGCGGUGGUGGUGGUGGCAACAACAACAACAACAACAACCAAAACAACAACAUCAACAACAAACAGUCAAUCACUAUUGAUGACGAAGGAUCGAUUGAGAAGUUCGCUCAGCAGUUGGUCAAGUUGAACUUGAUCAAUAGCUACAAGGGAUCUAAUCCGAACAAGACUUUUCAUCAGCACUUUGCAGAGACUCGCGGACAUGGCGCAUCAAAGAGCAUUGGUGGCGUGGCUGUCACUGCUGGACUGUUCACAGGCUGGGCUGACAACAUGGCCUUUGUCACACGGCCCUCUCACGUCAUCCUCGCGCCCGAUCACAUCAAGAUUCGUCCAAUCGCAGACUCGGUAUCGGCCGACGAGUUCCAUCAGAUACUCACCGAGCUGAUCGAUGGUGUCUACUACCACGACACCAUGCCCUUCUUCUCGUUGCACUUCAACAAUGAUGGUACGAUGUUCCCAGUCAUACACCCGGCCUACGCCAACACCUUGGUGGGCCACGUCAUCCUCAUACUGGACUACUACAUGAAGGGCUUCCUCAAUGGUGGCUUCAUGCUCGAGGAGAAUGUCGAUGAGUGGGAUCGGGAUGAUGGCCUUCAACGUACACUCCAGGAAGAAGUGCUCCGCGCGUUCAUGGUGGACAUCAAGCGAGAGUUGAAUGUUGGUCAGUGGACCGAUCUCAAAGACCGCGUACACUAUCGAUCACUCAGAGAACGUGCUUUUGAGAUGGGCAUCGAGGGCCAAGCUGCGAUCGACAAGCUUGAGGGCCAGAUGAGACAGGCCGAGGGCACAGCCAAUGGUGAAGCCGUACAAGUGUUGCGCAAGGUAUACAACAAGAUCAAAGAGGAGAAGGGUCUGUUGUAUCAGACGUCGUUCCGUAUCCUAGCCGAGGAGAAGUCGGCGCAGUGUGUCGACGGCGUUUGGCUGAUGGAUGGCGACUUCAAGGUGGCCUACACGAUGGAGCCCACGCCCAUCUACCAACAGUUCCUCACCGCGUACGCAGCCGUGUUUGGUGGUAUGCCACACGGCUUUAAUGUCCAGAACGAGCUGUACUCUGAAGCUGCCAAUGCUAUCCACGUACAGUUACCCCAGCUUCAGCCCUGUCGCAAGUACUUCUCGAUGCUCAGUCUGAUCUCAUUCCUCUCGUCCUAUCUCCACACACUCAAGGCCAAUGGACAGAUACCCGACCUGUCCAAGGUAUUGUGGAAGGCCGUGGGCAAGCGCACUCCUGGUCUGCUGCCACCUCUCCCCGUUCGUUCCUACCAGGAGAAGACAGUCACAUUGAUUGUUAAGUCUGUUUCCAAGGAGAUCGCCGCCGACAAUCAAUCAUUGAUGACUUUGACAGAGUACUUCAAACGUUCAUUCUUUGGCGAUGGUGAUGGAGAUGUUGCGGCCAUGUCAACAGUCGUGUCAACUAUCAUCAAUAGGUUACUCAACGAACAAUUGAACAAUCUGGAUAUUGACGCUCGCCAACUCAUUGACCUGGCACCAUACGUCAGAGAACUGACCAAGAAGUUUAUGAUGAUAUUGGCAACAGAGAGUAGAAUCUUUAGCAACAUAUACAUGGGUCAUAUCUUGGCCCGCAUCCAUCCAUUCCUCAAGCAAUUGGAGGAGCUCAAUCCCAACCAUCAGCACUCAGCGCCCUUGCCCAAGUCAAGCGAGUUCAAUCCUGACAUCAAUAAGUUUUUACCAUCACUCGAGUUGAGUAAGAGGUUGGACCCUCAUCCAGUUGUUGGCAUGUUCAUUGAGGAGAUGAGGAAGGCUGGUCUUGGAUUGGAUGAUACAAUUAGUUCAAUGAUGAAGGUCUUUGACUCAAUAAUGGAUAUCCACAAGUCAGGGUCGUGUUCGGGAUGCAUGGCCGACCCCACCAAACACACUGUUUCGGUGUUCGACCUUGCCUCAGUCUGCCGCGCCAAUGCCAAGCUCGAACCAAAUUGUGCAGAGUUCUUGGAGAUGCACAUGGACAAGGAUGAGUUGACGAUCGAAGAACUGUUCGAUGACUUCUACAGCAUAUUUUCGAGCGAGAGGUGUGAUCGAGUGGAAGCACAGUUCAAGUAUGAUAUGCUUCUUGCCGACGGUACAUUUAAGUUGUGCACCAAGCCCGAUGAUCUACUGGAAGCUCUGGAUGGAGAUGACACAGACCUGUUCUCAACAAUUGGUGGUGAAGUGGACUCAAUCCAGCAACGACUUCACUUGGCCGAUACGGCCUCGAAGAAGAAGGGUGCGAGUCCUCAUUCUCCAGCUUUGGACACUCAAUCGCCCCCACCUCCACCACCACUUGGCAACAUCUAUGCAUCAAAGUUUGACAUUGCCAAUCAGGAGUACCUUGACUCUGGCGUCGAUAAGCAUAGAGUGUGGGGUGGAUGCGGACUCACAUUUACUCAACAGAAGGUGACCUCAUUCAAGUCACUCAACCAAGAGCAAUGCCAAGAGUUGGCAACAUUUGUCAACGAGACUACUAUGGAUCACCAACACAUCUGGACUCAAAUCGACCACGCUCUCUUGUCCAAGGUGUCGCCCGGUUCAGUCCGAAUGAACGCCAUCACACUCGACAUUGUGCCAUGGGAUGGGCCCGAGACAGUGAUCGACAUGGGUGACGACGAUCUAGUCGAUGACAAAUAUAGAGACAUGGUCCUACCCUCUGAUCCUGUGGCUUUCCGACUCUGGGUCAUGUCGCCAGACUUUGACCGCAAGGUGUCAGAGUUAUAUCAUCUCAAACAAUGCUGCAAGAACCCUGAACUGCUCACUCAUUUAGACGAGGCCGGCAACACAUUCAUGCACAUAGCAGCGACAAGGGGUCAUCACCAGGCAUUGGCAUUGAUGGUCGAGGCGACCAAGUCCACUCACAUUGACGCCCGCAACCAGAGCGGAUUGACGGCGUUGGCAUGCGCUGUCCUCAAGAACAAUCUGGAGUGUGUGCAGGUACUCCUGAGACAUGGCGCCAACGCACAGCUUCAGGACAAUGACAAGAUAUUCCCCCUGUACUCCGCCAUUCUCGAAGGACACGAACAUAUUGCCAUCAAGCUCAUCAACUCAAUCCAAACAAACCAAGUAGACACCCACCUACAACUAAAUGAUGAGAACACAUGUCUACAUGUCGCGCUGGAGACUGACCAAGAGGAGAUCGCAUUCCUUCUUGCUCAUAAUGACGCGUCGUUGUCCAUCGCGAGGAAAUCAGAUGGUUACUCUCCAAUUGAAGUGGCGGCAUCACUCAAUCAAACAUCAUUCCUAAAGAGAUUGUUUGAUUCAGGACUGCUGGCCGAGCACAUUGAUCGUCUGCUGCCAUCACAGGGCACAGCACUACAUGUUGCAGUCGAGUAUCGAUCAUACAAUGUUGUGGACUUGCUCAUUGAUGUUGGAUACUCAUGUGGUAUACAACAACUCAAUGGGUCCACGCCCCUCAUCUUGGCAUUGGAGACAUCACAACCAGAGUUGGCCAGACUCAUACUCGACAAGUGUGGGCACACGGCCAACACUCGUCUGGAUGGCAAUGACAAUGAUAUCGUCAGUCAAAGUGUACAGUCAUCCCGCCACAAGACCUUUGUCAACUCGAAGGGCUCAACCGCCACCAUGCUGGCAGUAUCCCGCGGAUACACGGACAUUGCUCAUAGAUUGAUUGCACUCGGCCAAGAGAGUUGGGAUCACAAAGACAAGGAGGGCAUGUCGCUGCUGGACCUCAUCAUACUCCAUUGUCACACCACUCUCCUCGAGCUGGUUGGUUGCACUGUGGAGCCACACAUCAUGCUUCCAAACACAUUCUACUCAUACUUUGCGUGGGCUUUGUUGCAGAAGGAUCAUCAGAUGAUCGAUUACCUUACAAAGAGAAUGAGACCGUACUCAAUCGAUGAGUAUAUCGAGGCAGGGGUCAAGGCCAACCAUGUGGGCAUCUUGUCCAAAUGGAUGGAGUCGAUACCCCCACCAGAUCUCCACUGGCCUCGCUUCAAUACCAUCUUGCCCAACGAGUUAGUUAGUCGCACGUUGACCAUUCUGGAGCUGGCCGCCUACAAUGGCAGUGUUGAAUGCUUGGACUUGAUGAUCCAUCAUCUGAUCAGCGCACCAAUCAAUCAAUCAGUACCAUACGUUGUUCAACCAGAGAAUGGCACAUACUUGUUGUACUACGCUUUGCUAAGUCGCUCGCCUCGAAUGAUCAAUGCCAUUUCCACAACAUGGUGUGCUGGCGAUCUCAACCGAGCAUUGGACCCCUUUGGCAACACGACACUCAUUGUCAUCCUGGCCACUGGGCAACACACACUGCUACCUCAGCUCCAGAGUCAUGGUCUGCAACUGGUCCCCGCACUCAACUUAAAGUCACCAUUGUCUUUCCUCGACGCUGCCAUCAUGAUGGACAAUGUCAAAUCGAUUCGUGCCUAUGCCACUGCGCUCAAUCAUGUACUUGAUCAAUCACGUGUCACGCCCAACGACAAUGUCAAGGAGACCAAGCAUCAGACCUUACGCCAGACAUUGUACCUCCACAUCUACCGCAUGGCGUUGCAGCACGAUGCUCGCAGAAUAUUGGCCAAAAAGGUGUUGGUCGAGGAGAUGACGCUGGCACUCAACGCAUUGCGCCCGCAGAUUGGCCAGCCUAACCAUCCUUUGCUGGUGUUACCUCCAUCGUCAUUGUUGAUCGAAGCUGUGCAGUCCAACAACAUGGUGAUGGCACGUCAUCUCAGCCAAUGGCCCUUCACCGUGGACCAUUUUGCAUUGGCAGCAUUCACAGCCAUCAACACUGAUAAUGAACAAAUGUUGGACAUAUUCAUCAAGCAUGUUGACCUUGACCCUGUUCAAACAUAUUCACUCGUGUCAUUGUCAUCAAAGAACAUUCCAUCAGACGCCUCAAUAUAUGGAUAUUGUUCAUUCAUGGAGGCAUCCCGUUGUUGGACACUUUUGUCCAAGGUUGAUGGCCAAUCGCCGCCAGAACACCUUCAUGUACCUAUACCCCAGUUCCAGACGAUCAGUCCAAAGCUGAUCAAAUCAUUGGGCAAGGCAUUCACGAUGAAGGAUGAUUCAAAGGCACUCCAAAUUCUCACUACCAUGGCGGUGGAACAUAAUCUCGAUCAGAUCAGAUUCCCAUUGGACCACGAGGGCACAGCGCCAUCACUGCCACUGCUACAUCAUGCACUCUCCCAUCACUGUGGCAGGACAUUUAAAUACCUCGUGAGCAAAGGAUGUAGUCCUCUGGACAAUGGACUCAUCUUCCUCUUGUGUAGUGGUGUAGGCAGCAUCAUUGCCAAGUUAUCAAUACUCUACGACAGCCUGGAUCAGGACACACUCACUCACAUGUUCAAUCAAAAGGCGCCCUUGUCAUGUCUCGGCCACAUCGUCAAUGUUGAUGAUGACGCAACUACCGGGACACUGUCCAGAAUGACCUUUUGGGAGUUGUUGCUGCCAUACCUGCCACCAGCAAAGCUUCAAGGAUUGUUCAAGGAAUUCAAGGACCAGCCCAACCGACUCAAGCCCCUGGAGUGCCUCGCAAACUCAUUCGGAUAUGACUUGGGCGGUAACACAGCGGACGACGAGUUCUUUGCACGCCCCUCUGAAUCAAUGGACAUCUUGAUGUUGCACAGUGCCAGCAGUCGAUCAUCAUCAACGUGGGUCGCACACUGGCUCAACCCUUCCAGUCGCUACUACAAGAGGUUCGCACAGUGGGUUGAUAGUGUUGACGAGUAUCUCGGUACGCCACUCAUGAGUGCCGCGGCCUCCGGCAACAUCUCAGCCGUCAAAGCAUUGUUGUACAGUCGCGCUGAUGCCACCCGGCUCAACAUCAACGGCGCAUCAGCGUUGUACUACGCAUUCGACAGGACCAACGAGCGACCAAGGGAGAUCAUCGAUGCCCUGUUGCCAUACUCGCGAGCAAUAAUAUCAACUCCCACCAACAAGGGUAUCUACAUCCUCGAUCGCAUUGUUUGUAGUCCAAGCCUGCAUCAAUACGUCCACAACCUGCUCCAGUUAGGCGGUCAACAGGAUGCUGCCCAAUCAAUCAAAUGGGCAUGUAAUGGAGACAACACCACCAACCUCAUGUCAAUGAUCACACAUCGAAGGUUGAUUGAACCGAUCUUCAAGGGACCCAAGGACUCGGACUCGGACACGUCACCAGUGCAUCAACUUAGGAGUACAAAGAAGAUCAAGACUAUCUAUUUGGAGAACCUAUCGUCAACGAUCAGUCUUCCUGUGCUCGCCAAUGCUAGUCGUGGCACCAUGAUCAAGGUGAUUGAUGAGAUUGGAAUGGCUGAGGAACCAGGCAGCACCGUCACCCCACUGGAGAACGCGAUCAAAUGUAACAGGAUCGGACUGAUCGACUUGCUUACUUCGUUCGUCCAUUCUCCAAUCGAUAGCUUGUGGCAGACUGUUGUGAAGGCUGAUGACCCAAGUAUGAUUGGCGCCCUGGAGAGCGCCCACGACCUACUGACCGUCGACCCAGCCAGCACAAUGAACGCAUUGCACAUUGCCGCACAGUUCAACUGUCAUCGAAUCACUGGAUUGUUGGUGGACAUUGGUGUGAACCUUGGACUCGCCAGACAAGUCGAUCAAUUCACGCCAAUCCAGUUGGCCGCAUCACUUGGUAAUACCAAGUUCAUCAUCACGCUGCUGCGUAUCAUUCAUUACAAUGACAACCCUGAAGAGAGCUACUCUUCGCUGCUCGGACAUAAUGAGCGGUCGGCUGGCGGUCGCUCUGCCCUGCAGCUGGCACUUCACGGAGGACACAUCCCAACUUCAUUAUGUCUGAUGCAAGUGUAUCCCAAGUGCGUGAUCAGUGGACAGUAUGCACUCGAGCUCAUCACAUCAUUCAUCAAUAGCAACACCAAGUUGCCAUGGUCGACCGUCGAGUACUUGUGCAAGUUGUUGAUAAUCUUUGGUGAUCGAUCAAUCAAACCAGACCUCCUCGCACACAAGCAUCCAGAGUUGAAGGUGUUCAUGGAUAUGUUGGGCAAGACUAGGAUAAUGGACCCACGAGUGCAAGGUCAUAGCAUGGACGCGGUGGCCAAGCUUCUCGGUUUCACUCGCAUCAAGAGUGUUGACAUUAUCAACAUUCGAUGGAUGAAUGUCCAUUCAACAAAGAACGAUCAAUCAACAUUUACAGGACCACUUGAGCUGAUCACUUCUCGAUCACAAACAUUCGAUAUCGCUCGCGUCAAUGACAAUGACGUACGAUCAUUCUGGAGACUGUGUCUUGACAAGCUCAGUCCAGAGUUCAUAGGCAAACUCAAUCAGUUCGCGUGCAAUGUGGACAGUUUGCCAAAGACUGCCAUCAUUGAUCUUCACAAGUGUUUCACAGCCAUGUCGAGCGCUCCAUCCCAUGACGGGUUGCUCAAAUCAUUCGACAAAGCAAUUGGCAUGUCAUGGGCAUUCAUCGGCCCACUCUUUGACAGCAAGUUCGUCACACUGUUGUCCCGUAUCUUGGAUCUGCAUCCCAGGAACAAGACAUUGUUUGAUUGGUUCUUGGUCCACUUCACAGCAACACAUCGAUUCCAUCUUGACCAUGACAACGUCAUUGAUGCCGUGGCCUCGUUCACAAAUUGUCGUUCCAACUCAAGAGUGGACGUCGCAACCUACAAUUGGCUAUUGAUUCACUCAACAAACAAGGCCGACUCAGACAUUUCCAGGCCGCAGUUCUCGACCUACUACCCCCGCGCCAACGAUCACAUCGAGUACCUGGUCCGACACGCCGUCAAAGACAGUCAUCUCGUCACAUGCCAGACAGUCCUGGCCACGUCCGCCUCACACAACGCCAGACAUGUGCAGAAUGAUUGUUUGUGCUCUGCACUCAUACUUGAUGUGUUUGCUCGCAUGAGCCUGCUGGAAUUCAACCACACGCAUCCAUCAUUCAUCGUUCAGCUACUGGCCAGCCUUCGACGUCUCCUCGCAAUGGACCCAAUCCACGAACUACCAACAAGUUGCAAGACAUCAUUGAUCAAGUACCUGAACACUCUGUUGUUGGACGACUACCAAGAUAUAUUGAUUAAUGGUGACAUGGAGGCAGCUGGCCACAUUGAUCAGAUCAUCUCACUCACUCCAUCACUUUGUAGAGUAAUCGGUCAUUUCUCUAUUCCAUCAUUCAUUCAAUCAAUGAUCACAGUCGAUCGCAAUAUGACCCUUACAGGCGCUCAAUCAAUCCAGGCCAUGCUCAGUUUGAUCCAACAGCUCCUGUCACCGUGGGCCAGAUCAAUACCCCGCACAACCAUCUGGAACAGUUCCAACAACUUUGACAGCAUCACCAAAUUGUUGUCCAGUCACCAGAGCAAGGAUAUUGAGGGCAAGCUCAAACAGAAAGAGUUCACCGAGUUCUGGAAUCGAUUCACCAACAUCGAUCACAACCAAUAUCCUCUUUCAAAACUGGAUAUGGACACGACCCACCGAAUCUAUCUCAAGAUUGUUCAGUUGCAGCAAUCGAUGGACAAAGAUCCUCAACAAACAUUGAUUGAUCGCCUUAAAGAGCUGGCGACAAAGGUGCCCAGACAUUCUCGCCCACUCAUUAAUGCGCCAGACAUCGCUGCUGAAAUGCUUGCCAGGCUGCGUUGGCUCAUUCUGUACCAGUUUGGCGUGUUCCCGUACUGCACCCAAGUGAUCUCAGUCAUUGACACUUCACUCAGCUCUGCACGUCUGGCCAUCACCAUGUCAACCGAUCACAGCUUCAUCUUCAAGCCACUCUCACUCUAUGCACACGCCCAUGUCACCAUCCCAGUGACCAACAAUCAUGUGAUCAAGGCAAGACAGGUGAUGGUGGAUGCUGCCCACAAGCUACCAUUCGAUGCCCAAGGUAUCAACCGAGCGAUUGAAUGGGCACAAGCAUUGAGUGAAGCAAAGGUCAAACAGUUGUUGAUACACGCACUCAAGUCAUUCGAGCUCAAGGAGGAUCAUGACUAUGCUGUGACAACACUUGUGGAGGACAGGGCAUCAGGCAAGAAGACGGUGGUCAUUGUGGACAAGGAGAACACUGGUCGACUAUUCUUUGGAUGCAGACAUUGUGGUGGCCUUCACGAGUUCCUAGAGGUCAAGCAUGAUCUCCCUGCCGCACGGGGCAGCCUCACGGCCACAGCUAUCUCUCAUCCAUCAUACUUUAAGCGAUAUGAAUGUCUCUUUGGUCUCACAGGCACGUGUGGUGACCAGUUCGAACGUAAUGAGCUCAGACAGGUUUACAACGUUGACAGCUUUAACGUGGUGAGCUACCGUCCUUCAGAGCGCGAAUCACUUCCGAUGCAGCUGUGCAACACUGUGACCGACUUCCAGAACGCAGUAUGCCAGGAGGUGCAGUUCUUUGCCGUGGCAAAGGGCAGACCCGUCCUCGUACUCCUGCCCACUAUCGAGGACAGCCAAAAAUUCAUACCAUUGCUCAGAGCUGGUGACAUACAUGCUCAGCUACUCAAUGAGUUCCAACAAGAGGACGAGGACUAUGUGGUUACCCAUGCUGGUGAGCCUGGUCGCGUAACAGUUGCGACCAACACAGCUGGUCGAGGAACAGACAUCAAGCUGACAGCAGAGUCACUAAAGGCAGGUGGAUUGCAUGUGAUCGUUGGAUUCUACCCAAGCAACAGUAGAGUGGAGAACCAAGGUGUUGGACGAGCAGGACGACAAGGACAGCCAGGAUCAUCCCGCAUCAUCUGUUUGGAGAGUGGACUCAAUAGAGAGACUAGAUCAUGCAAGGCUGUAUCAGAGGCAAGAGUGAAGAAACUGCUGGGUGAUCAAACUGAUGAUAUACUCAACAUGUUCUACGAGCUAAUGGACAAGAUACGAUCAACUUGUCGCAGCAACGAGUUUGAGACGAUCAUUCAAUAUAUGAUCGAUGGUAGUCACACAGCCAACAAGUACUCAAAGUGUCAAUGCACUCAUCAACUGUGGACAUCAUUUUGGAGUACAUGUUCAGUAUCAUUUGAUCCACAACAACAUCAUCAAUCUCCAGAUGUUAACAACAACAACAACAAAAACUCGGCAGCAACAACAAGCUACACAGCCAACGCAAGGAUGGCAAAGUUGAUCGCUGGAAGAGUGGAACAGAUGGUUAUCCAGAACAUUCAAGAGGAAUGGGCACAAGUCUUCACAGAGAUGUCGGAGGUUGGAGUUCGCCACAGCCUCAAGCGUCACUCAUCUUUGGAUGCACCAAUUGGUUCAAUGUGA